GACAGAUAGCACAUUGUCGGUUGUACCUUCAGUACCUUGUGAAGAUUGCUUUGAGCAUUUUUGUAGUUUGAUUUGCAUUGCAUUCACACAGUCGCUGGGGAACUAAAGAAGCAAAUAAGGUGAGUAAUGCAUUUUAAGCAAGGUAAGGCAUUCAUCUAUGCACAGAAAGUCUAAUCUUGAAAAAACUUCAGACAGUAGAUUUGUCUAGACCUACAACAAUAACUAAUAGUCACAAAAUUAAGUAAGUAAGUAAACUUACAAAAGUACUUGUGGCAAAUUUAUUAGGAUGAUAAGAUCACCUGGAGAAAUCAUGUACGUAGAAGCAACAUUUGUUUUUAAGAUUCAGCAGGACCAACAGAUUUUUGGGCGUAGGAAGGUGGCAGUUGUGUUUAAAAGUGUGCGAAUGUAAGUGCAUGAAAGAGGGGAAAGUAUUACUAUUAGAAAGCUUCAGGUGUUGCUCGUGUUGAGUUGGUGUGUUUCCCUAGGAGCAUGACUCUGAGGCAGACAGAUUGCGAGACUGGCCGGGGUGUCUGGUGGCAGAGGUGGGCUCGAGAAGGGCUGUGGUGGGGUUGCAUCACUGAUGACUAAACAGUCAUUCAGUUCAGGCCUGUGAUAACGUGCCAGAGCCCAGGAUUUCAACAGAAGCCUGAAAGCCUGGAGCCACAGAGCAGGACAGGCCUGGUCUCGCUCAGGCUCAGGCUCAAACUUAAACUCAAGAAAAGGGAGAGGCCAACAUCCAAUUCCUGCUGCACUCAUUGCCACCCCCUCAACCUCGGAGGCCUCCUUAUAAAUCAUACAUUCCCAAUCGCUCUGCACCAGGUGCCAGGGUCGGCCUCCAUCCUGAAGCUUAACAUUGAAAGUAAAGCUUAAACCCUCAAAGUUAGCACUCUGUGUUCCUGCAAUAAACUCACUUAUUGUGGUGCAUCGCCUGGGGAAAACUGGCAUGAAUCAGAAUCACAACGAUAAUCUAACAUUGGAAAUAAAGAAGGAGUUGUGUAUAUUUGUGUCUUCUUUUUCAGACACUUUCUGCAAGAAUAUUCCAUGUGUUCUAUCCUUCAUUCCACCGGAGUCUGUAUCUGUAUUUAACCAGAUUUCAGUGGUGUGAAGUGUAAGAGACAUGGGGAUACGGCUCCACAGGCUAACAGUCACAACACCAGAAGGCACAAGUCAAAGAAAUCUGUUUAUUUCAUUUUGACUGCGUUUUGAACAUUGGAAACUAUACAUUUUUUGCAAGAUCAUACUGUUUGUUUGAUUAUUUGAUCGUAUAAUAGUAUAUUGUAUGUACUUUUCCUGCAAUAUAUAUUUCAAAAUAUGUUGUGUAAGAUGAUGUACUGAGCAACAAAGUAAUAUGAAUAAAUUUCUUGACCUUGUGCCCACUGUUUCUUUUUUUCUACAAGUGCAACAUCUCAAAUCAUUACAAAGCCAUUAUACCACCCACACCCAACUUCCUGUGGUUCUCAGCCCCAGAGCAUGAUGGUUUUUUUUCAUUAGUCAACGUGGAGAAUUUGAGACUCAGCCCACACAAACAACCUUUACUGUUUGGCAAAUGAAGCUUAUUAACAAUUUAAAACAUGCCCUCACUGUAGCCCACACAAUAUUGUCAUUAAACAUGUUUCUCCCUGCUAGAGAGAUGCAUCUCAACUACUCCAGCAUACUUAUCUCCAGUAAUGCACAUCAAAGGCAAAGAAACAUUAUGGUCUUUGCUGUUUUCCUUUUCCAUAUUUCAAUAUUACAACCAUUAUGAUUUUACAUGCAUCACCCUCUUUGUAAUGUUGGUGUGUGGUCUUGAUAAAGCUUUAAAGUUCAAUAGAAUUUUCAAUGUCCCUUCAUUCCUGGGGUCUCUUUUGUUUUUGUCUCCUGACAAUCAUUCUUUUUGAAAUGUGAAAUCAUUAUAAUACCACAGAGCAAAGCAACAUAUUUUUGGCCCAUGGUUAUGCAUGUGGGUACACUCACAUAAAUAGAAAUGAACCCUCCAAGUCUCAAAGGCAAGGGAUGAACCUUACUGAAGUUACUCAACAAUGUCAAGCUUUUAAGUGCAUGACCACAACACAAAGAGUACAACACAGAGUAGUAGUAGUAGAGUCGAGGGUUAGGAGUAGAAAAUGUCCAAGCUGAGACACUCAGAAGAUGUUGUGUGGUCUGGUUAAUCUGCAACAGAUGUGUAUGUUACACUAUAAACUCAGCUUUGUUACCUAAAACCACUUUCACACACAUUUAUGUAAUAUAUAUAAUAUAAUUUGCAAUACUGAUAUUAUACUAAAAUAUUUAUAUUAUUUUUCAUGAAUAUAUUCAUAUCAUCACAUUAUUGUGAGGUCAACUGUCAGAAGAUUAAUCAAUGGCAGUUUUGACAAUGGCUCAUAUAAUUGCAGAUGUUUUUCCUAUCACUUGCAAAUUAAGGAUAAAAAUAUAUAUAUUGCAACCAUGAACAUAUUCUCAGUGGCAUGAAUAUAUUUUGCCUGUUCCAAAACAAGAACAUUGCCAAAAAUGUAGUUGCAUUGUUUACAUUUUAAACAAAUUCUAGAUUAUUAGGCAGUUUUGAAAAUAAACUUAUAUAAUAUAUUGUUAGCAGCUUGCAUUUGCCCAUACUACUUCAGCUGACAUGAAAGUCUGGAAAAUCUGUCGCUUUUUCAUCUUUCUACUUCUGAGAUCAACACUCGGAGAGGACACAGUGGCAGAAGACAUUGGUGUUCAUCAGCUGGAGCGCUUAGUGGAGUUGCUGACGUCUAAAGAGUGUGAGGACCUUCUGUUCGCCCUCUCUCACCCAGAGGAGAACAUCUUCCAGCAUCUUGAGCGCCUCUCACCAGGAAAAAAACAACUAAAUGUCAAGCCUCGAGCCAAGAGAGACACCUCUUCUGCUGCGGAUAGUGAAGCUCAGUGCCGGACGGCCCUGACAGACUGGCUGCUGAGGUACGGCAAGCAGACCUACUACGACAGGCUUUCUCGCGCCUUGCAGCACAUCGGCAGAACAGAUAUUGCCAUUGAAGUGGGGAAGAACAUCAACCAGGACAAAGCCUUGAGCCUGAAACGCUUUGUUGAAGGCUAUCACAAAUAUGUCAACUCUUUAAACUUCCCACCAGUAAAAUUGGAAACAGAGGACCACCAGAAGGAAGAUCAGAGGGUCAGAAAAAGACAAGUACGGGAUCUGACAUGGCGUGACCUGGAUCUGAUUGUAGAGCGAGCUCCUGUCCCUCUGUACCAGAAGGGGCCUUUGGAUGUAGCUCUGCCACUUUUGUAUGGCAUCCUGCUGGGCUUCGGAGGUACCUUGCUCGCAGGCAUCUCUAUACUUCUCAUCAUCAUCCGCAUCUCUCGUAGAAACCAGCACAGCCGUCACCCCAGGGUCACCAGCAGCUCCUGCAGUAAGCUCAUGGCUGGAGAUGUAAUGUUGGAAGAUGCAGCUUCUGCGAGGUCAGAGGCUGCCCAAUAGCCAGCUCAGGGGAUGAAAUUGUUAAAUAAAAAGUCUGCAUCACACCUAA
Messenger RNA from Dicentrarchus labrax (European seabass), 3473 nucleotides. RefSeq names its product transmembrane and death domain protein 1-like. Gene Ontology annotation, molecular function: protein binding. The record is from RefSeq and is a predicted model, not a curated record. The transcript is spliced from 5 exons. NCBI's taxonomy places the organism in Eukaryota, Metazoa, Chordata, Actinopteri, Moronidae. Gene Ontology annotation, biological process: signal transduction. The coding region runs from base 2600 to 3424 and encodes 274 amino acids.